Messenger RNA from Funneliformis mosseae, 3567 nucleotides. The record is from the annotation of a GenBank genome assembly. Lineage: Eukaryota; Fungi; Glomeromycota; Glomeromycetes; Glomerales; Glomeraceae.
AUGUUCGAAAAGUCAUUAACAGACCUAAUUCGCGGCAUUCGCGCAAAUAAGAAAAACGAACAGAAAUAUAUUGCGGCUUGUAUACAAGAAUGUCGUCAAGAGGUUAAAAAUAAUGACCCCGAUGUAAAAGCGACAGCUAUUUUAAAGUUAACUUAUCUUCAAAUGCAUGGAUAUGAUAUGUCCUGGGCAUCAUUUAAUGUCGUUGAGGUUAUGUCCUCAGCAAAAUUUCUUCAGAAAAGAUCAGGGUACUUGGCUGCCACACAAUCAUUUCGGCAGGAUACCGAUGAUCUUGCUUCAGGCAAUCAUCUUGAAGUAGGAGUUGCGCUUAAUGGCUUAGCUCAUAUAGUAACACCAGAUCUUGCUCGUGAUCUAUGUCAAGAUUUGGUUUCAAUGCUUAACCAUUCUCGUCCAUAUGUGAGGAAAAAAGUUGUUCUCGUUCUAUAUAAACUUUUCCUUAAAUAUCCCGAAGCUCUAAGGUUAAGCUUCCCAAGAUUAAAGGAAAAAUUAGAUGAUCCAGAUCCAUCGGUCGUAUGUUCUGUUGUCAAUGUGAUUUGUGAAUUGGCAAGGAAAAAUCCAAAAAAUUAUUUAUCACUUGCACCUCAAUUAUUUAAAAUAUUAAAUACAUCUUCAAAUAACUGGAUGCUGAUUAAAAUUAUUAAAUUGUUUGGAGCAUUAACGCCACUUGAACCUAGACUUGCCAAAAAAUUAUUACCGUCAGUCACACAACAAAUACAGACAACACAGGCCAUGUCACUUUUGUAUGAAUGUAUACAUACAGUCAUAACAGGUGGAAUGUUAAAUUUUAGUGGAAGUUCUGAUACAUUGGCUGCUAUGUGCGUCAAUAAGCUGAGGAUAUUUCUAGAAGAUCCAGAUCAAAAUUUAAAAUAUGUGGGACUUUUAGCAUUAGCCAAAAUUCUCCCAACUCAUCCAAAAUUAGUUUCAGAACAUAAAGAUAUAAUUUUGAAAUGUAUUGAUGACCUUGAUAUUAGUAUUAGAUUACGUGCUUUGGACUUAGUCGUUGGCAUGGUUAACAAGAAAAAUUGCUCAGACAUUAUUAAGCGACUGAUGGCACACCUUUUACCAUCAAGUACUUCUGACCCAUCAACAAGUUAUCCACCCCCAUCCACGUUACUUGAGCCUGCUUACCGGGCUAAUAUUAUAAAUCGUAUUAUUUACAUUUGUUCUCAAAAUUCGUAUAGUAACAUCUCGAAUUUUGAAUGGUAUAUUGCUGUCUUGGUAGAUUUGACUUAUGUAGCUGAAGUAAAUGUCGGAGAACUAUUAGCCCAACAAAUAAUGGAUGUCGGUGUUCGUGUCAAAAGUGUACGGCAAUAUUGCGUAAAGACCAUGCAACGAUUGAUUUCGGAUACAACUCUUUUAGAAAAUUGUAAACUUUCAGAUUCAAAUGCUGAAGUGCUUUAUGCUGCGGCAUGGAUAUCUGGAGAAUUCUGCAGUUAUUUGGAAAAUCAUGUUGAGACAAUUGAGUUCCUUGUUCAACCCGGUGUUACAAAACUUUCGCAUAGCGUUCAAGCUGUAUAUAUUCACGCAGUUUUGAAAAUUUAUUCUUAUUGGGCGAAUAGUCUAGUCUACAACUGGGAUGAUGAUGUUAAGCAAGAGUUAAUACAGAUUACUGCCAAACUGAAGGAUAAAAUUGGAAUCUUUGGUUCGUGUACAGAUUUGGAAGUUCAAGAGAGGGCAUAUAAUAUACGUGAAAUAUUUUCCAUUAUUCAUCAAAAUUUGGUUAAUGGAGAGAAUAACUUCCAAGAUGAAAAUGAAUAUUCUCCAGCGAAAGCCCCUACAAUAAUCACUGAACUUUCACCGCUUUUCUUCUCAUACGAACUCAAUCCUGUUGCUCCUAAAGCACAAAAGAAAGUCCCUAUACCAGAGGGACUUGAUUUGGAUGCUUGGAUUAAUGAGCCGCUACCAGUGUCAGAAAGUAGUGAAAGUGAAGAAGAGGAGGAAAGUUAUGGAUAUGGUUAUGGGCAGAAAAUUGGUGGAAGUGGAGAUUUAAUAUUUUCAAGUGGUAAUGGAUCCACUCGUCGUAAUGAAAGAAGGGAACGUAUUAAGAAUGAUCCAUAUUACAUUAACGAUGACAAAAAAACUCCACUGAAACUAUCAAAGUCCGAUGGGUUGCCUUCACCACGUAAAAUCGAAGAGAUUGACGUGGAUUCAAUACCAGUAGUUCGUUUAACUAUGAAUGAAUUCGAUUUCAAAUCAAAUAGAAAGUUUUCUGGAAAAUCGAAAAGGUCAAAAGGAAUUAAGAAAGCGGAUCGGCGUUCGCCUUCGCCACCAUCAAUGCCUCCAGUCAUUUAUACUGACAUUGGUGAAAUGCCGGAGAAUGCUACUAUAUCUGAUGACGAGAAAGAAGCUAAAAAUAACAAUGUUCGACAAACAGUCUGGAAUGUGUCGGAAAAGAAUGGUGGCAUUUUAGAUGUUGAUUUUUCAGGUGUUGCUAACGUGGAUUUAUCAACGCCUUUAGGAGAUGAUGAAAAGUUUCCACAAAUGAGAAGUGAAAAAUCAAAGUCGAAAUCUGGAUCAAAAGCUUCUUCAAAAAUCACAUCUAAUACUACAUCGAAAACAAGAAAUCAACGUGAGGAGAAACCUGUCAAAAAGAAGAAGGCCUCCAAGAAAAAGAAUACAGAAGAAACAGGACCUAAGAAAAAGAGUAAAAAGAAUGGUAUUCAAAAGAAAUCAAAGAAGAAAUCUGUGUCCGAACAAGUGAUAUCCGAAAACAUUCAAGAUACAAAUGGACCAUAUGAAAUCAUCAAUACUCCAGUCAAGACUUUAUUAGAUUUGGACGAUUUGCACGUUGCUUCGCGCCUUCCUUCUUAUACAUUACAUCUAGGAACUGCAACCGAAAUUAAAAAUGAACCUCCUGCCAUCAUUGCCGAUUUUACUCUUCGAAAUAAAAUAUCGGAUAAUUCAUUAAUUCAAUUAUCAUUUACUUUUGAAUCUACAUCGGACAUUCAAUUUUAUAAUGCGUCACUAGAAAUAGGUGAAUUACAAAGUAAUGAACAAAAAGAAAUACAUAUCGAGUUUAAAGUUUUGGGAAUCGUAGGUGUGCGUUUAAAUGUGUCCGGCAACGUGUCUUAUUCAACACCGUCAUUGGACGAGGAAGAGGCGAUAAUCCACAAUAUACCUAUCAAAUUUGAAUUACCAUUAUCAGUGUUUAUGCUUAAUCUUCCUAAAAUCACUCCAGAACAAUUCAGUUCAAUCGUUUCAGAAUCGUCAAAUUUUCCUUUCUCCGGAUCAACAUUGAUUCAAUUGAAUCCAACCGAUCGUACUUUUGAACAAACUUUUCAAGAUGAAUUAAUAAGAUUAACUUCUAUUGCAACUGGGACACAUAUAGUUCAAGAAAUACCUUCAGCAAUAACUAUUUACGGUAAAAGUGUACAAGGGUAUCAAGUUGCAGGAUUAGCAAAAUUAUUUAUUGAACAGAAUGUAGAGGAAAAUGAAUUAAAUAAUCAUAAUAUUAAAGCAAAUAUAAGAAUUGAAAUUAAAUGCACGGAUCAAGCAUUCAUGGACGGAUUAGUUAGAGAGAUAGAUAACAUGUUUAAAGAAAUUUUGUGA